AUGAUGGACCUUUCUGGGCCCAGUGCACGUUUCCUCAAUGAGCUGCAGUACCUUCACGAAGGUGGGCCGCUGCAAUAUUUCGAAGUGCCACGUUUGUCCCCGUUCUACCAGGGUACCAACAGUCCGUCAUCGAGCAGAGGGGAUGGGGCGCCGUUCGAAAAGCCGUGUGACAGCAGCGGGGAAGAACGGCUCCUGCCCCCCACGGCUCUCCAGCGCCGCUGUGCCAGACACCGUCUCACGUGCGCUCGCAGGACGUGUGAGAGACAGUUGGCCCUGGUGGACAGGCUCAAGGCGGCCACUCUGCGACGAAGGCUCACAAAGAUCAAUGACGCUUUUGAGGUUCUGAAGAAGAAGACAGUGGAGAACCCAAGCUGGCGACUGCCCAAGGUGGAGAUCCUGCGCAGCACCAUCAGCUACAUAGAGACACUGCAGGACCUGCUGGACACCCUGGAAGAGCGGGAGGGGAGAAAGCGCAGGAAGUGGACUCAGGCCCAGGGACAGCAGACAUCCUCGAACGACAGAAGCGUUAAAGAGUGA
Molecule: messenger RNA, 537 nt
Organism: Scleropages formosus (Asian bonytongue)
Lineage: Eukaryota; Metazoa; Chordata; Actinopteri; Osteoglossiformes; Osteoglossidae
Product: myogenic factor 6-like
Biological process (GO): muscle organ development; regulation of transcription by RNA polymerase II; positive regulation of myoblast differentiation
Molecular function (GO): RNA polymerase II cis-regulatory region sequence-specific DNA binding; DNA-binding transcription factor activity, RNA polymerase II-specific; protein dimerization activity
Source: RefSeq, a predicted model, not a curated record